Molecule: messenger RNA, 908 nt
Organism: Leptonychotes weddellii (Weddell seal)
Lineage: Eukaryota; Metazoa; Chordata; Mammalia; Carnivora; Phocidae
Source: RefSeq, a predicted model, not a curated record
AUGCGUGUGUGCAUCCGGCAGUGCCACCUACUCCUGGAUGUCUUCAAUUCCACGGAGCACGAGCUGACCAUCCGCGCCCGCGGCAACGAGGAGCUCAUCCUGCACGCCGGCGAGUACCAGCGGAUGGCCAUUCAAGUGGACAAGUUCAACUUUGAGAGUUUCCCAGAAUCCCCUGGGGAGAAGGGACAGUUUGCAAACCCAAAGCAACUGGAGGAAGAGCGGCAGGAAGCCCGCGGCCUGGAGAUCGACAGCAAGCUGGACGUCCACUGGAGAAUCAUAUCCUUUUCACAGCGGCCGCCUUGGCACUUGGUGCACCCUGCUUGGGGCUUCUGCCCACUGAGAAUUACCCCGGGUGGGGGGGCUUCACCACCAGAUGCUAGGCACACAGAGCUCAGAAAGGGCAUGCCAAGGAGAUAUGGACCAUGGGUGUCCUUCCUCAGCCCCUUCCUGGUCCCAGGGCCCCACCCACAAGGUGUGGAUUCAGGGUGAGGAAAGGCCGCCUCCCUGAAAUGUCUCGGGUCCCGUGUUUCUUGCCAGUGUUGAUGUUUGUGUUAGUGACACGUUCUCACGCCAGCCUGUCAUUGCUGGGCUUGGGGAGCGUCACAGAGUGACAGCUCAACACAGGACGCAGUUGUCUGGGAAAGUAGAGUCGCGUUGCGCAGCUCCCCGAGGCACCAGGGUGUUUCAGGAAGGUGUGCACGAGAGCGCCUGGCGCCACACAGGCCCCACGCUGGACUCGACAUCACGCCAGAAUCCCAGAUGCACGCGCAUGUGUGCUCAGCUGGCUUCAGAGCCCCUGCUUUGGGUGGGGUAUUCUGCGAGGCCCCCGAGAGGCCGAGGGGGAAGGAGGAGGCCUCCACGUGGCUUCCUGGCCUCGUUGGGCGUGGCUGUGCCUGCCGGGGGUUCAG